This is a messenger RNA of Rhodamnia argentea, 850 nucleotides long. RefSeq lists its product as uncharacterized. NCBI's taxonomy places the organism in Eukaryota, Viridiplantae, Streptophyta, Magnoliopsida, Myrtales, Myrtaceae. Bases 79 to 618 code for a protein of 179 amino acids. The transcript has 3 exons. The record is from RefSeq and is a predicted model, not a curated record.
AAAGGCCCAAAAGGCAAGCCACAUAUCUCUCUGUCUCUCUGUCUGUCUCCCUCGUCUAGCUCUCACACUCACUGAAACAUGCAGCGACAGUCUCUGGGCUCCCCAGUCUCGAAGCUCCACAGCCAUGGCGCUUCCUCCGCACUAUCUUCAUCAGCCAAAGACGACGCCCUCAUCGUAGAUGACUCCUCCUCCUCCUCCUCCUCUUCCGCCUCCAAGCGGAGAGACUCCUUCCUCUCGUCCGCUUCGCUCCUCCCUCGCUGCGAUGAAGACAAGUCCUCCAGACCUCACCGCCUAUCGCUCGCCACCUCCUCAUCCUCUUCAUCUUCCUCUUCUUCUGCUCUGUCGCCUCGUAAACGGGAGAAGCUCAUCCACCUCAUACCGCUCCUCACUCUCGUCUGCUUCCUCGUCCUCUACCUCUGCUCUCACAGUCCCUCUCAGACCGAUCUGGCUCAGUUCAGUGGGUUCAAGCAGCCGGCGAAGCAAAUAGUUACUGCCGACAUUGACGAGAUCGGCCGGUUCAGCGAGGCUCGCAGGGGCGACGCACUAGCGAUUCGGAGCCUGAGGAGCUUGCGAGAGCAGAAACCUCGCGUCGUUCACCGGAAAUUCGCCGAUUUCUAGGGCCCCCGGUCCUCCCAGCAUCGUCGUUCUCCUUCUCCGGUUCCGUUCUCGGCUCCAUCAUCAGCAUCAUCAUCAUCAUCAUUAUCUAUUUUUCCAUGUUUAUACGAUAAAUCUCGCCGUGAUUCUCUAUAUGUUUGUUCGUACGCCAGGAUUUAUUACUGCCUUCCAUUUUUGUACAUUCAAUUUCCAUUUCAAUGUUCAUCAGCCACCGCUCCUUAUUGAGUUCUCUGAA